This is a messenger RNA of Psilocybe cubensis, 1296 nucleotides long. RefSeq lists its product as uncharacterized. The record is from RefSeq and is a predicted model, not a curated record. Bases 1 to 1296 code for a protein of 431 amino acids. NCBI's taxonomy places the organism in Eukaryota, Fungi, Basidiomycota, Agaricomycetes, Agaricales, Agrocybaceae. The transcript is spliced from 9 exons. Gene Ontology annotation, molecular function: oxidoreductase activity, acting on paired donors, with incorporation or reduction of molecular oxygen; iron ion binding; monooxygenase activity.
AUGCCAGAAUCUACAACACUGGUGUAUGCCUUUAUGGGCAUGUUCGGACUCAAGAUGUUUAUUGAUUAUAUCAAUCGUUCUGUAUCCCGUGGUCCAUACCCUCCUGGUCCACCUCCCAAGCCACUGGUGGGAAAUGCAUUUGACUUCCCUAAAACAUGGCCCGCCGAUGGCUAUAUUGAAUGGGGCAAGAAAUACAAUAGUACCUUGGUAUCUGCAGAGGCUCUGGGAAACCGUAUUGUUGUCGUCAACAAGAGAGAAGAUGCCAUUGAGUUAUUCGAAAGAAGGGCUAAAUUCUACUCUGAUAGACCCUAUAUCCCAAUCUUGAAUCGGUUUUCAAUAUCCCUUACGAUGGAAAUGAUGUAUGGGAUCGAAAUAAAAUCGACUGAUGAGCCUUGCAUAUCUCUAGCGGACAAGGCUAUGAAGCUUGGGAUGGACUUGCUUAUGCCAGGCCGUAGCCUAGCUAAUAUUUUCCCUAUUCUUCGGCAUGUUCCAGGUUGGUUUCCCGGUGCCACUUCAUUAAAAAAGGCGGACCUGGUUGGCCGUAUGACAGAGGAGGUGAUCAGGAUUCCAGUGGAUCAAAAUUCCUGUGAGCAGGAAGAAGGGAAGGUCACACCGUCAUUUUUUACAAACUUCAUUGAGAAAAAGCAAACACUCGGCGCUUCAGAGGAAGAGGAAGAAAUGGUACACAAUAUUGCGUACACUGUCUUUGGCGUUAACCCUGAUGUACAAAGGAAGGCGCAGGAAGAGAUCGACGGUCUGACAGGCUCCAAACGGCUUCCUACGCUGGAGGAUCGGCAGUCACUACCAUUCGUUGAGGCCAUAUAUCGUGAAGUCAUGAGAAUGAGCCCUCCAUUGCCUGUCGGUAUAGCGCAUCGCGUCACCAAGGAUGAUUACUACAAGGGAUAUUUGAUUCCGGAAGGAGCGAGUGUAUUUGCAAAUAUCUGGGCAAUGACGCAUGAUGAAGAAGACUAUCCUGAACCAUAUACUUUCAAACCAGAAAGAUUUUUCGAUGAAAACGGAAAGUUGAAUGACGAUGACCGUGUUUUAGCAUUUGGGUUCGGCCGUCGGAUUUGCGUUGGCAAACACAUCGCGAGCUCAACUUUAUGGCUUAUGAUGGUCUCGGUUCUUGCUUGUUUCAACAUCGUUAAAGCCAAAGACGCAAAUGGGAAUGAAAUUGAUAUCAACAAUGAGAUUGAAGAUUUGGGUCUAAUACAGUACGUAUUUGUCAACAAAUAUGAUCCUGACUAUGACGACUUACCUCUGUCAUCACCGGCUCAGACAGAAGGCCAAGUUUGA